Molecule: messenger RNA, 1253 nt
Organism: Actinia tenebrosa (Australian red waratah sea anemone)
Lineage: Eukaryota; Metazoa; Cnidaria; Anthozoa; Actiniaria; Actiniidae
Product: protein DBF4 homolog B
Biological process (GO): positive regulation of nuclear cell cycle DNA replication; regulation of cell cycle phase transition
Cellular component (GO): Dbf4-dependent protein kinase complex
Molecular function (GO): nucleic acid binding; zinc ion binding; protein serine/threonine kinase activator activity
Source: RefSeq, a predicted model, not a curated record
GGUGACAGACUAUCGAAGGGAGCGAGACAAAAAUGGACUACAUUGACAAAAUUGGACUUCAUUACAUUGACCAAAAGUGCGCAAAGUCAUUGCUUUACCACUCAAAAUACACAGUCACCACAAAGCUCAUCGUUGUUAAGAAGGCGCAAGCAUGCCCUACCCAGGCCUCUGCAUGGCGAGUCUUUCUACCUCGACGUACCUAAAAAGAGCAGGAGCGACAAGUUAGAGGAAGCUAUUGUACAACUGGGAGGGACUAUGGCUCGCUUUCUCAGUAAACACGUGACAUAUGUCGUCACAGAUAGACCUGACAUUCGCAGAACAUCACCACGAUUCCAUCCGUCACGUGGUCAAACAAUGCUUCAAAAUGCCAAGCCACUUCCAUCGAGCAUAAGUUCCAGUGACGUGACGAGGMAUGCAAAGACCUGGAAAAUCCCCGUCAAAACCUUUGAUGAAUUCAAAGAAUGGCUCAAAGAACGUAAAGUCGCAGACCAAAAAUCCCGAACACCCAAGAGAAACACGAAARUACGUCGGCUGAGAGGAGCAUUCAUCAAGGUUGAAGACCGCUCAAGGAAAUACCGACCACUGGUCAAAGAAAUGAAAUCAUGGCCACGCCCUAACCUGGAUGCAAAACCAGGCAACGGACCGUUCGAUGACAUCAAAAGAGCCCGAAGAUCUUCAACACCUUUAUCACCAAGAAGAAAGAGACUGUUUAGAAAGGCUACACUCAAGAAAGGUUAUUGUGAGCUGUGUGACACGGAAUACGAUAUUGGAACAAAACAGCAUCUUGAAGGCAACAAGCACAGGUCGGAGGCAAACGUGCCGGACAAAUAUUCCGACGUGGACAAGUUGAUUAAUUCUGGAAUAACUCUGAAGCAGUUUAUAGAAAGAGUAAACAAAAGACACAAAAUAAAGACGGCACGGGAAACACCUACAAAACAGCCAGAGCGAACAACCGCACCCCAGACUGUCAUAAUAAGACGCAGCGCAAGGCUUGUUGCUGCUUCACUCGAGGGAUCCGCCUACUUCACGUUACCAGCCACCGUUACGUACACAUUACCGCACGAACAUUGAGACAGUUAACAUAAUAUUUUAUCGAGGAAAUAAAAAAAUCAAUGAAACAUCUUAGUUCCAACUAAAACCACGCCGACAGCGAUGAAUAUUCAUACUGCAACUUAAAGUUUGUGUAAUCGAGUCUGAACGUGAUUUCCGCGGAUCAAUAAACCAGAGUUAUCAAUAAAAGGAAAACACAUCAA